AUGAGCGCUCUACGAUCACGCAGCCCUUUUGCAGCGACACCUCACGAAAUCAAGACCUAUUUCUUGCCAUGCACCACCACGGCCUCUAGCAAUACCUGGACAUGCUGUGAGUAGCGGUGCAGGGACUUGAAGCAAUUGCAGUGCACCACAGUGCCAGCGAGCAGCUGCCAGCCCCAGACCGCCUGCCGACCGCGCAUCAGGCCAUCAGGCUGACGCAGGCCGCCUGCGACCUCCUACGACGCUGGUUGGCCGCCCGCCGGAGCGGGGCCGUUUCGGCCAAUCGGCCGGAAGGCUUCGGCGCCCCGCCCGUGUUCCACGGCGUCUCCUCUCUUCUUUCGCCGCAGUCCGAAUCUGGCACACGCUCUCUCUCAGUAAAGCAUCGACUCAAUUACUGAUCCCUAAUAACGCUCAGAUUUGAACCGGCUUGACCAACUCUUCUUCAGCGAACCAGCCCACGGUUUCAAAACGCGGCUCAUCGUCCUCCUCGGGUGCUUCUCUCUCAUCGUCGCGCUCACGGCGACCCAACUGGUGCUGAUCGAGGUGGAGCGGCGGCGCAACAAGCAACCGUACUGGCUCUGGCGAUGGAUACGAAUAGAGAGAGAGCCCUUCCUCGUCACGCACCAGAUCCUCAUCACGGCCUACAGCGCCCUCGUCGCCGCGGUCAUCAACAUCUUCUAUGUCGUCUUUGAGUGGCGCAUGGUCCUCGACCACGACUCGCAAAAGACGCGCAUCGCGCGCAGGUCAACGAUCUAUUUCCCAAUGGUGCUCGGUGGUCUGCUAUGUAGCUUCUCGCUACUGCAGGCGUUCGUCGUCGUGCUGAGCCGCAAGGGCCGGACGUGGUCAAAGUGGACGCUGCGCAGCUGCGUCAUCGCCUACUUUCUCUGCAUCAUCCUCUUCACAACCGGGGUUGUCGUCAUCGCCGUCAUUGGAAGCAAAUCGUGAGUUUUUCAUUUUCUUCUCUCUUUGUCUUGCAUCAGUACACCCUCUUGCCCCCUUCCCUACAAUCUGGUGCCGCCCCGCGUGUGUUAGCCGCUGACGGGCCGCUGACUCUGCUUUGCACGACUCGCAGGUGGACCAAUAUUUGGUUGCUUUACCAAGGACUUCGGGAGGACAUCAUGAAAUUGGUCCCCAGUUGGGUGCCGGGCACAACUCCACCGAUAACACCCGCGCUUUCCAGCGAGUUCAGACAGCUCCGUGCCACCGUCGCCUCGUCGUUCCGUCAACAAUUCGUAGCCAAGUGGCUCUACACCGCCGUGGCUUUCCUAAAUCUCGUGGUAAGCUGGUCUUCUUUCGCGAGAAGAGACUGGAUAUUUUCCCUCGACGUCCCACAUUAUCUGAAUCUCUGACUCUAUCAUUGGAUGGGAUCACAGCUCGCAUCGUUGUGCAUGGCUCUGUGGGCGAUGAUGCGGCGACAGCUUUCGAGACACUCCGAGAACAUGGGCCGCGUCACGAGUGACGGCGAGAUUUUCAUCUCGAGCAUCCAGGUGGAAACGAACCAGCUUGAUGACGCACAAGAAGAGACAGCCACCAAUAUGCAUACGAUAUCUCACAUCAGUUUCGCUCACACUUCCAGCCCGAUAUCCGAGGACGGGCAGGACUACAUGGGAAAGAAGGAGGCAGUCCCCGAUCAGCAAAGCUCACCUCGGAGCGCGUUCCAAGCAUCAGCAGCCCAACCAUGGAAGGGCGCGUGGGAGCUACGACAAGCAAAAGAUUGGGUUCUGAUGAUGGGAGGCGUGGUUAUGAUCACCUCCGCUCUACUGGCGGCUGUUCUGACUUGGAGCUCAACGUUGAUCGUCGUGCCCUGCGCGGCGAUUCCGACGAAUGACCGCUUUGCUGCGAUUACGGAGAUGGUCAAUUUCCUGGGUCUGGGCGAUCGUCACACUUCCCUUCGCCGCCACAAACGCGUAUCACGCUUGGUGCAAGCUUUCGCACACCAAUGCGACCGCUGCACUCGACGAGUCAGAAUCGAAUCUGGCGACAGACGCUGGGACCAGGGGUAUGCUGCCCUGGAGACCGGCCCGCGCAAUCAGGGCGCAGGCUCGUUUCAGCGGCGCUGAGGAAUCGUUGGACGCGUUUUUACGAAGUUUGGAACCGCAAUCCAACCAACUUCGAGCCGAAAUGCCGCCGUCUUUGCGGGGCGAAGUGACCAGGAGCGAGCCAGAGUCGCCCUACCUCUCUGGCCGAUCAAAAUGA
Molecule: messenger RNA, 2193 nt
Organism: Microbotryum saponariae
Lineage: Eukaryota; Fungi; Basidiomycota; Microbotryomycetes; Microbotryales; Microbotryaceae
Source: the annotation of a GenBank genome assembly